Prorocentrum cordatum is the source of this 822-nucleotide messenger RNA. The record is from the annotation of a GenBank genome assembly. NCBI's taxonomy places the organism in Eukaryota, Dinophyceae, Prorocentrales, Prorocentraceae.
AUGGCAGUCCAGAAGGCACGCCUGACCUUGCGUUGGGUGGCGCCGCUUCUCUGCAGCCUGUCCGCCGCGACCCAACAGGGCGGGAGCAGUGCGUGCGCGGAUUACGCUGGGGAGUACGAGGUGUGGUACGAUGGGUCGCAGCGCAGUGAGACGAUGAUCAUUUCUUGCGACUGCACCGCGACCCAGGGUGCCAUAUUCACUGACAGCCUUCGUUUUACUGAUGUAUCGUCCCAGUGCCCCAACGACGACUCGUCGUUCUACAUCCUGAACACGCACGGGGCUGGCAAGUACGAGUGUUUGGCUCAGAGUGGCACUACGAUCUCAGGUAAUCACUACACCACUCCGGACGCAACUGAUCCGCUGAGUACCGAGUACCGGUUGACACGCCGCGACUCUUGCAACCCUUGCGGCGAGUCGUGUCCCAUCUGCGGGCAGGGCCAAACUUGCGCAGAAGCCAUCAAGUGUCAGAUGGACCAGUUGACGAGCGGCUUCGGCUCGAACAACCCUGGCGAUGACGGAGUCCUCGAGAAUGCCUGCAGCGUGGGCAUCGCGGCCGUCAAGGACCAAUGCUCGGCGUGCGACGGCUGCACCGAGUGCUCCGUCGCGCGGCUGUUGGACGACGCGCGCAGGGACAGCCGCGCGGCGGCGCAGGCGGGCCCCCUCGCGGCGGCCACCGCCGUGGCGAUCCCGCUGUGCCUCCUCGCGGUAGCCUCGGGCGCGGCCGCCUUGCUCGCGGGGCUCCACCGGCGCGCCUCCGCGGCGCCGCUGGCCGUGCCGACGGAGCUUGGCGCGCUGUCCGAGACCGAUGGCCAGUUGAGCUGA